UGGUACUCCAUAUAAACUUUCUUGACUCAGCGGUGCAGGGGUUGACGACUGUGGCCCGGAUGGUUGUGAUUGGAGGGGAUGCAGGUUUCAUCAUCACAUCACCUUCUCCCAUGCAAAAGCACUUUCGAGGGUGAAGCAUGUGUACCAACCCGGCACCUAUAUAUUUCAGAGGCUAGAAAACGCCGUGGUCUUUCCAUCCAUGACCGAGCAAGGUUAGACGAGAUACAAGCGUUGUGCAACACUUUUGGGCUGGUAGAUUCCAACAAGUUAUACACGAUAUGCCCCAAGCUUCGAGAGAGUUGGGCCAACCGGCCAUUAUUGAUGACAUCGAUGCUAUCACACCAUGCCCCCUUACGCGUAGCAGUCCUAAAGCAAUUAAUGAAUCCGAAAUCAUCGACUCGAUCAACAAGUUCCAAGAGUCGAGGUCCCCGUCGCCGUGUUCCGAGUGUUCGUCGGACAGCACGGACGCAUCCAGGAGUAGGAGACGAGAAUCCCUCAAGGCCCUAGAGGAGGGCACAGAAGGAGACCCUGAAAGACUAUGGGAACGGAUGCUUGCGCUUCAGCAAAUUUACGGCUGCUAUAAUUCGGCUAGGAUGAGCGCAGCACUUAGCUCGGGGGACGUCAGCUUGCUAUUGCCUUCCAAGGCAUGCUUGAAUCUUCUCAAUGAGAACAUGUCUUUUCUACCCGACGAAACAGGGAGAGUAUUUAGAGGGUGGAAACCGAACGCUGGGAGCAGGCGCAGUCAUUAACUUGACACCUACUAGGAAAGGAGCGCCAGAAGAGUAUGUUAUGGCAGAACGAGUACGUCAUCUAGUUGCCAAGAAUGGCUUGGGUCUGGAAAAUAAGGUAGUGUGCCCCGGUAUGAUUA
Messenger RNA from Daldinia decipiens, 868 nucleotides. RefSeq lists its product as uncharacterized. NCBI's taxonomy places the organism in Eukaryota, Fungi, Ascomycota, Sordariomycetes, Xylariales, Hypoxylaceae. The record is from RefSeq and is a predicted model, not a curated record. The transcript is spliced from 5 exons. The coding region runs from base 279 to 749 and encodes 156 amino acids.